This is a messenger RNA of Didymosphaeria variabile, 657 nucleotides long. RefSeq lists its product as uncharacterized. The record is from RefSeq and is a predicted model, not a curated record. The coding region runs from base 1 to 657 and encodes 218 amino acids. Lineage: Eukaryota; Fungi; Ascomycota; Dothideomycetes; Pleosporales; Didymosphaeriaceae. The transcript has 2 exons. Gene Ontology annotation, molecular function: peroxidase activity.
AUGCCUGGCUUCCUUGCGAAUGGUGAUGACUACUCCAUGAACGCUACCCUCUUUGCCAUGAUGCAAGAGACCUGCCAAGGCAACUUCAAUCGCGAAAACCUAGCCCUUUAUCGCUACCAACGCUAUCAACAGUCCCUUCAAGACAACGGGAACUUCUACUUUGGGCCGCUUUCCCUUCUCCUGUACGGUGCCGCAUCCUUCUUAUACGAGCUCAUGCCAAACGGCAACCACAACUACGCCCCAGACUUGGAGACCAUCUCGAGUUUCUUCGGGGCUGAGCAAGCUGCAGACGGCUCAUGGUUCUUCAACAACAUGGAGAAGAUCCCGGACAACUGGACAAACCGGAAGCUCCCUUACACCAACACGGACGUCACAACGGAGAUCCUCGCACAGUACCUCCUUCACCCUGUCCUCUUUGGUGGCACUACUGGUGAUGGGUCCUUCGAUGCCAUCAACUUUGGUGCUAUCAAAGAUGGCAAGAUAGAUUCCAGUAUCAAUGCAGCGACAACUGCCUGCUUGCUGUAUCAGCUGUCGACAGGCCAGCUCCCGAGCUCGCUGAAUGGCCUCAUCACGCCGACGGUAGAGGCGCUCACUUUCAUUGCUACGAAGGUGUCGCCAUCGUUUCAGAACCUUGGAUGUCCGAUCCCACUGACCUAA